Molecule: messenger RNA, 2157 nt
Organism: Phytophthora infestans T30-4
Lineage: Eukaryota; Oomycota; Peronosporomycetes; Peronosporales; Peronosporaceae
Exons: 4
Coding region: 1-2097 (698 amino acids)
Source: RefSeq, a predicted model, not a curated record
AUGCGUCUGUAUCACGCUCUGCUCGUGACCGCGGUUGCGCUGCUCGCCAGCAACGUUUCCGCUGGCUCAACUGACUGCGCAAUGACCCCCGAGAUUGUCGAAUCCGCCAGUGGAUCUGCACCCAAGGACUCGUUCGACGGGUUCGAUUCGUCCAACGACUCUCCCAUCCAGCAGGGCUCCACUACCAGCUCCGACGUUGGUGCUAGCCAGGAGGUGUCCUCGGCCAGCGGCUCUUCGCCGAAGGACUCGUUCGACGGCUUCGACUCGUCCAAUGACUCGCCCAUCCAGCAGACCAGUUCGGAUGGCUCCGCGCCGACCGACUCCUCUUUCACGAGUAGUAACAGUGGCCCCACUGUUGACUUCCCUGACUACGGCCAGACUACGGACGCCCCUGGCUCCGCGCCAACCGACUCCUCUUUCACCAGCAGCAACAGCGGCCCCACCGUUAACUUCCCUGACUACGGCCAGACUACCGAUUCCCCCCAGGACUCUCCGAUCCAGCAGGACUCCGCCACUGCGUCUGGCAGCCAGGGACCCACGACGGAUGCCCCUGUGGCGCAGGACUCCACCACGAACUCUGCUGUUGAUGCCAGCCAGGCCUCAGCCUCGGCGUCAGCAUCCGCUUCGAACGCCGACGACAUCAAGCAGGGUGUGGUUAUUCCUGCCGGUCCGUCUGACGACGAUGCCUCUCAGAAAACCGACGUGGCCGGUGAGUCUGACAUCAACUUCCAGACUACUGAGGCCCCUUCGGCUACCACUGCUGCUCCUACGGCCGCUAGCUCCAGCUCCAGUGGAUCGAGCUCAGACAACUCGAGCGUGCAGUCGACUUCGACUACUUCGGCUGACAACUCCAAGCUGUGCGCUAAGCCGCGUAUCCAGAUCACGGAUGUCGAUGUUGGUGCCGCUAUUGAGGCCAAUGAGGACGAGGCCGCUCUCAAGCUUGUGGCUAUUGCCGCUAUACCGGGUGGCGGCUCGCGCGUCGCUUUCCAGAGCGGCGACAGUAUCAUUGUCCGUGAGCUUGAUGCUAACGACAAACUCGUGACCAGCAGCCCCGCCGUCAAGGUGCCGCUUCACGACUUCGCCGACAUCCACGCCGACAAGAACGGCUUUGUCAUCCUCGGCACGAGAGACGCCGAGGGCGGCGGUACCCUCAACUGUGGUAACCCGAGCAACCUGUGCGGUUCGGCUCCUAGUCCGGCCGUUCCGUGCUACGACAUGUACAUGAUCCGCUAUGACGGCACGAAGGAGUCGUGGGCUACGAAGCUGACGUCUUCGAGUGCAUCGCUGCCUCCCUACUCGUCGGGCAAGACUGGCCCUGACGUGUACAUGAUCUGGUGGUACGCUCACCACGGCCGUAUCGCGUUCGACGGCAAGAACUGGGCCGCGUACUUCGGUGCCGCCAUCUCCACGUCGGAGGGUGGCUGCAUCAACAUUCACCAGGGUGACCGCAUGAAGGUGGUUGACGCUACCGGUAAGAUCACGGCGGACGAGGACUCGUUCGACUGGGGUUGCUCGCACUCGGCUUACGAGCGUAUCACGUACGACAACCGCACGGACAGCUACGCGACUAUCUGUAAGACGGACAGCAACAACCGUAUCAUGCCGCCUAAGGACUGGGGCACAACGAUCUACCCGGUUGACCUGGGUGCUGCCAACUUGGGCGACAUCGUGCCGGACUCGGACGCUUCCAGCAAGAAAUACUGGGCUACGGUUAGCAACGGCAACGGCGACAACGCCAAGGUGCACCUGAUUCACUUUGCCAUGAACGCGGCUGCCAGCGAGGAUAUCACUCUGGGCGGCACGGACGCCAACGAGCGUGCGCCUCACCUCGCGCAGAUCGGCAGCGGCGGCAUGCUGGCUGUGUGGGAGGGCAGCUCGUCGGGCGGCGACUUCAUGGAGGGCGGUGACCGCACGAUGUAUGCGCAGGUGCUGGACGCUUCGUCGGGUAAGGCCAUCAGCGACAAGGUGACGGUGGACAAGUCCGUGGUGGGCAACCGCUACCAGGCAUUGAAGACGUACCCGGAUGGCAGUGUGGCAUACCUGUCGAAGGGUAAGACCGGCAGCUCGCUGCAGGUGGUUCGCUUCUUCGGGUGCUAAGAAAAUCGGAGAACGGAAUCCGAUAUACAACUUUGAAUGUAUAGAUGUCUGGUUAAAAAA